AUGGCCACCACUUUUCCGCCAUUGAUGAUUCUCUUCCUAAUUUCUUCACUUUCUCUUCUCACCAUUAAUGCUACUUCUUCCCCAUCUCAUCAUCAAAACCCUGAUUCCAUCGUCGAUGAAGUCAACGACAGUAUUAAUAAUUCCUCCCGGAGAAACUUAGGUUAUCUCUCCUGCGGCACCGGCAACCCAAUCGACGACUGCUGGAGGUGUGACUCCAACUGGGCCUCUAAUCGUCAAAGGCUAGCCGAUUGUGCGAUUGGGUUCGGAAAGAACGCAAUCGGCGGGAGGAAUGGCCAGAUAUACGUCGUCACUGAUCCCGGAAAUGAUAAUCCGGUGAACCCAGUUCCCGGAACACUCAGACAUGCCGUCAUUCAAGAUGUGCCAUUAUGGAUCAUCUUUAAACGUGAUAUGGUCAUUCAACUACGUCAAGAGCUUGUUAUGAAUUCAUUUAAAACCAUUGAUGGAAGGGGUGUGAAUGUUCAUAUUGGUAAUGGUCCAUGCAUCACCAUACAUUAUGCUACUAACAUCAUCAUACAUGGCAUCCACAUACAUGAUUGUAAACAGGCUGGGAAUGGUAACAUCAGAAACUCACCACAUCAUUCUGGAUGGUGGACUCAGUCUGAUGGUGAUGGGAUCUCCAUUUUUGCAAGCCAACAUGUUUGGGUGGAUCAUUGUUCAUUGUCGAAUUGCCAUGAUGGAUUGAUAGAUGCCAUCCAUGGAUCUACAGCCAUCACCAUUUCUAACAAUUACAUGACUCAUCAUGAUAAGGUUAUGCUUUUGGGACAUAGUGAUAGUUACACACAGGAUAAGAACAUGCAAGUUACUAUUGCUUUCAACCAUUUUGGUGAAGGUUUAGUCCAAAGAAUGCCAAGAUGUAGACAUGGGUAUUUCCAUGUGGUGAACAAUGAUUAUACCCAUUGGGAAAUGUAUGCAAUUGGAGGAAGUGCAAACCCUACCAUCUACAGCCAAGGCAACAGAUUUAUGGCACCCAAUACCAGAUUUGACAAAGAGGUGACGAAGCAUGAGAGUGCAGCAGAAAGUGAAUGGAAGAAUUGGAACUGGAGAUCAGAAGGGGAUUUGAUGUUGAACGGAGCGUAUUUCAGGGAAUCGGGUCGAGGUUCUGCUUCAACUUAUGCGAGAGCUUCGAGUUUAAGUGGAAGACCGUCGACGCUGGUGGCUGGGAUGACGAGGGCCGCCGGUGCACUCAUUUGCAGAAAAGGCUCGCAUUGUUGAUCAGCAAUCUUGGAUUAAUAUAUACAGCUAGCCUUCUAUAUCGAUCAAGAAGCAUGGAUUUCGAGUUUCUUUGCUGUUUUAUGUUCUUCUUUCUUACUUAAUUUGACUAAAAAGUCAACCUCUGUGCUUGUUGGCAUAUGAAUCAAGAUGAGAUUUUUCAUAUGGAUC
This is a messenger RNA of Cynara cardunculus var. scolymus (artichoke), 1401 nucleotides long. Its product is annotated as pectate lyase. Lineage: Eukaryota; Viridiplantae; Streptophyta; Magnoliopsida; Asterales; Asteraceae. The coding region runs from base 1 to 1233 and encodes 410 amino acids. The record is from RefSeq and is a predicted model, not a curated record. The transcript is spliced from 3 exons. Gene Ontology annotation, molecular function: pectate lyase activity.